CAUCAAUCUAACAAUCGACGCAACAUGCUUGAAUGCAAUGGCUCGCAAUGGAAUGAGCCAAUGUGCACUUUGCAGAAUGAACAGUGAGCCAAAAGACUGAUCACACAUAAAGGCAAGCUGUUGUGGCGAGAGAGAGAAAAAAAGAUGUCCGCUUGUUUGGAAAAGGCGCAUUGGAAAUGGACUGGUAGCCAACACAGGUCUUGGACUGGAAUGCCCGAGUAUUGGCAUCAUUGGCAGAGACCAUGAUGGAAGCCCAGUCGGCGUCUCUAGAUGAGUACCCGGAGGUGGAUCAGGUCUUGGUGCAGAUGCGUGUGGAUGCGGAGGGGGAUCCGGAGCAGAGUCUGACCGAGGGAAGCGAGGGGGGAGCGGGCAGCCCCUCUGCCAUGCAGCCCCAGACGCCCAUGGACACAGACAAGCAGGCCAUCUACAGGCACCCCCUGUUCCCUCUGCUGGCCCUACUCUUUGAGAAGUGUGAGCAGUCGACUCAGAGCUCAGACUGCGUCAGCUCUGCCAGCUUCAAUGUGGACAUUGAGAACUUUGUCCGCAGCCAGAAGAAAGAGGGCAAGGGCUUCUUCUGUGACGACCCAGACGUGGACAACCUGAUGGUGAAAGCCAUCCAGGUGCUGCGUAUCCACCUCCUGGAGCUGGAGAAAGUGAGCGACUUGUGUAAGGACUUCUGUAGCCGCUACAUCGCCUGCCUGCGCACCAAGAUGAACAGUGAGACCCUGCUGAGUGGAGGAGAAACUGACAGCCCUUGUUCCCCUGUCCAGAUACAGACCUCCAGCCCACUCACAGGAACCCUCAGCCCUCAAGGCAUUGUGAUGUCAGCCUCGGCCCUGCAGCAAGGCAACGUUACCCUGACAACAGUCAAUUCUGCUGGCCAAGUGUUAGCAGGUAUGUCUCCAUGGCAUACCACCUCUACAGGUGGUACAGUGUACCAGCCCAUCACAGUAGUCACUCCUCAGGGACAGGUGGUGGGACAAGCUAUCUCACCCCAGACAAUACGCAUCAACAACACACAGCUCCAGUUGCAGCUCAAUCAGGACCUAAGCAGUUUCUUCACCCAGGAGGACAGCUCAUCCAAGAGCAACAAGAGGGGCGUCCUGCCCAAAUCAGCCACCAACAUCAUGCGUACCUGGCUCUUCCAACACAUAGGCCAUCCCUAUCCCACAGAGGACGAGAAGAAACAGCUUGCCAUACAGACCAACCUGACCCUGCUGCAGGUCAACAACUGGUUCAUUAAUGCUAGGAGGCGGAUCCUCCAGCCCAUGAUGGACAGCAGUGCUUCAGACGCGCCCAAGAGCAGGAAGAGGACUCCCCAGAGCCGGCCCACCCAGCGUUUCUGGCCCAUGGCCAACAACAUUGCCUCGGCCGGUGUAGGGCAAGAGGUGGCCAUGGAUGAUGACGUUACCAUGGUGACGAUGGGCAUGAGUGUAGACGAGCUGCAGACGCUGACCUCAGACGGUGCAACACUGGCCAUGCAGCAGGUGAUGAUGGGAGGACACAGCGAGGAGGAGGACGGCGAGAGCGAGGAGGAAGAAGAGGAAGAGGAGGAGGAGGAGGGGGGUGACAUGGCCGGAUUGGAGUGACAUACCACUACAGCGGGAUGUGACGUCACACCCUCAUGCAUGCCUGUGUUUGACUAAAUUACUCAACACUCAUCACAGUGUCCAAGACAACCCACACUAGGCCUUUAAGGUCCUUCUAGAAACAGAAAAAAAAAAAUGCUAUUUUUAUAUGUAAAAUGUUUGGAAUGAAGGCUGCUUUAUUUUUUUCAUUUGGCUUUUUUGCUUAGUGUUUUUAUUUUGUUUAGUUUGUUUUUUUAAAGAAUAUUUAUGUAUGAACAUUGAAUGUCCAAUAUGGCUGACCUGCUUUUCAAGGUCUGUUGGAUUUCUCUAAUAAUAAAAUGUUCAAGAAAGA
This is a messenger RNA of Salmo salar (Atlantic salmon), 1920 nucleotides long. Its product is annotated as homeobox protein PKNOX1. Gene Ontology annotation, biological process: regulation of DNA-templated transcription. The record is from RefSeq and is a predicted model, not a curated record. Gene Ontology annotation, molecular function: DNA binding. NCBI's taxonomy places the organism in Eukaryota, Metazoa, Chordata, Actinopteri, Salmoniformes, Salmonidae.